This is a messenger RNA of Bradysia coprophila, 955 nucleotides long. RefSeq lists its product as uncharacterized. The record is from RefSeq and is a predicted model, not a curated record. NCBI's taxonomy places the organism in Eukaryota, Metazoa, Arthropoda, Insecta, Diptera, Sciaridae.
GUUCGUCGAAAAUUCAUUCCGUUCAAGUUUCUCGUAUGAGAAGGAAGAAAAUUUAGUAAAAUAAGAAAAUUUUCCGUUUUGUCAAAUCAAAUCAAAAUUCGAGAUGCCAUUAACUGAAAUGGAUAGACGUGCUGCGAAAAUAUUAGAAUUCCAUGAAUUUGAUCAAAGGGAUGAAAAAGUAAACGAAAUGGCCGCAGAUAUGAAUUUAGAAAUGAACUAUCCGCGUGUAUACGAUCGCAGUGUUCGUCGUGACUAUUUUCGGAAUGUAUUCAAAAUCGAAGGCAAAAUAGAAGAAAUCAAGAAUUACAUCAGGGACGAACGUCGGAUGGCCAACGUAGGAUUAGCACCUUCAGUUGAAAGGCUGGAAGAUGAUAUGUCAGAUUCCGUGAUUGAUGAGGCGUUUACAGAGAAUCCUUUCAUAAUGGACAUGGUACAACAUUUUUUUUAUAAACUGUAUCCAAAAUACACGACGGGCGAAAUCGAACGACGUUGGCAUUGGUAUACUGUUCAAGAACAAAUCGACAAGCUUCGCGAACGGGAAGAUUUUAUCUUGAUAGGAGAACAUUGGAUGGAAUGGCACGGAUUUAAGCCGCUUGACGCGCUUAAGGAUUACCACAGGACUACUAAAAGCAUGGCCACCCGUGACAUGUGUGAAAAGAGCCUGCAAAAUAUCUACAGAAACCCAAGCCAUGCAAUCGAAACUGCGAAAGAGAAAGAAAACUAUGAUGAAGAUUUUGCACAAGAAACGUAUGAAAAUCUGAAUUCAUUUCUGGAUGAAGUACGAGAGACCCAUCCAAAUCCCAACAAUUCCCCAUCUUGUUACGAACUCGAUAUGUUCGCGAAGGAAAUUUAUACAGAUCAUUGGCAAGACCUACCUGCUGAAGUAGUUCUGAGAUUAGCAACAAACUGGUAUCACGAAAAUGUUGGAUAUACCGAAUAAAAUUCAUAUUUUUAU